AUGAACGGCGACGAGCUCCCUUUCGAGGUUUACUCUAAAGGAACGCACAAGUCCGAGUUUGACCCGAUUUUACUUGAUUCUGGUUCUGAUCCUAUUUGGGUUGCUAUAAGAGAAGAAGCUAAGCUUGAGGCAGAUAAGGAACCUAUUUUGAGCAGCUUCUUGUAUGCUGGCAUCUUGGCACAUGACUGUUUAGAGCAAGCUUUAGGGUUUGUUCUAGCCAACCGUCUCCAAAACCCAACCUUGUUGGCAACUCAACUCUUGGAUAUAUUUAAUGGUGUUAUGAUGCAUGACAAAGGUAUUCAGAGUUCGAUUCGCCAUGAUAUUCAGGCAUUUAAAGAUCGGGAUCCUGCUUGUCUUUCGUAUAGUUCUGCUAUUUUACAUUUGAAGGGAUAUCAUGCGUUGCAAGCAUACAGAGUUGCGCAUAAACUGUGGAAUGAAGGGCGGAAACUAUUAGCACUUGCAUUGCAAAGUCGGAUAAGCGAGGUUUUUGGAAUCGACAUACAUCCAGCGGCAAGAAUUGGCGAGGGUAUAUUGUUGGAUCAUGGAACUGGAGUGGUCAUAGGUGAGACGGCUGUGAUAGGCAACCGCGUCUCGAUCUUGCAUGGUGUGACUUUAGGAGGAACCGGGAAGGAAACGGGUGAUCGCCACCCAAAAAUCGGUGAAGGUGCAGUGCUUGGAGCCUGUGUGACUAUACUUGGCAAUAUAAGCAUAGGUGCUGGGGCAAUGGUUGCUGCUGGUUCACUUGUGCUAAAGGACGUUCCUUCGCAUAGUGUGGUAGCUGGAAAUCCGGCGAAACUGAUCAGGGUCAUUGAUGAGCAAGACCCGUCACUGGCAAUGAAAUACGAUGCUACUAAAGAGUUCUUUCGACAUGUAGCUGAUGGUUACAGAGGGACAAUAUCUAACGGACCAUCAGUUUCGUCAGGAGAUACUACGAAAGGACACACUAACUGCACAAAAUGA
This is a messenger RNA of Arabis nemorensis, 960 nucleotides long. NCBI's taxonomy places the organism in Eukaryota, Viridiplantae, Streptophyta, Magnoliopsida, Brassicales, Brassicaceae. The record is from the annotation of a GenBank genome assembly.